Didymodactylos carnosus is the source of this 1527-nucleotide messenger RNA. The record is from the annotation of a GenBank genome assembly. Lineage: Eukaryota; Metazoa; Rotifera; Eurotatoria; Philodinida; Philodinidae.
AUGGGUAAUGAAUAUUUAAAUGAUAAAGAUAAGAAAAAGAAUAAAAAAGUAAUUGAUGAAUUUACAAAAGCAAUAAAAUUAGAUGAAUAUUUUCAAGUAAAUGCUUAUUAUAAUCGUGGAUAUGCACGAAUUGCUGAAUAUGGUCAAGAUUGUCAAACAAAUAAAAAUCAAAUUGAUGAAGCAAUUAAUGAUUUUAAACAAGCAAAACAAAUAAUAAAUGAUAAUUUUGAACCAAUGUUACAUAUAAUUCAACAAGCAUCAAAUUCAGAAGCAAUAUCCGAACAAGUAUCACAUAAAAUGACACUUUUUGGUAUACAAAAAAAUACAAUUGAAUUAGCCAUUGGUAUUAGAAAUACAGUUGAUACUGAAAUACAGGAACUAAAAAAUCAACAAAAACAAGAAAAUAUAAAAAAAGAAGAUAUUGAAAAUAUUCAAAAACAAAUUGAAAAUUUAGAAAAAAAUAAACAAUUACGAGAAAUUGGAAUUAUUGGUCAUGCAAGAAAAAAAAAUCAUAAUAUUGAAAUUGAAUUUUUGGAAAUUGAAAAAUCAUUACCGGAAGAUCAAGAUAUUAAUUUAUAUAAAGAUGAAAUUGAUGAAUAUAAAAAUAAUGGAUUUCGAGGAUGUUUCAAAAUAAAAGAAAUAAAACCGAUUGAUUGGUGGUCAGUAGUUUAUGUUGCUGCUCUUGGUCUUGCACAAUUAGUUAGAGGAGCAGCACUUGUUGUAUUUACUCUUGGAGCUGGUGCUUCAAUUGGUUUAGGAUUUAUAAUUGAAGGAGUUGGUGAUCUUAUAACAGCAGUAAAAGAUGGUAUUAUUAAUCGAGAUUUUAACUGGGUAUCAUAUGGAAUACAAAAAGCAAUUAGUUUGACUGUAUCUCUUGUAUGUGCUGGACUUAGUGGAAUAAAAGAUGCUGCUAAAACUGCAGUUGCCGGUGUCAAAAGUAUUGGUUCGGUAUUGACAACAAUAGUAAAAGAAGGAUGGAAAAUAGCGGCAAAAGCUAUUGAUACUGGUUUAGCUAAAGGUAUAACUAAAGAAUUAGUAACACAACUUGUUGAUUAUGGUGUAAGUAAAACUUUGAUGCCCGCAAUACAAGAUGAGAUUAUGCAACGAAUUGAAGGACCAAUACAAAAUGCAUUACUGGAAAAUUCUUGUGUAAAAAUAAUGUUAGAAUUAGAUGGAAAAAAUCGAAAUAGUCGUUAUGAAAGUUUAAUUAGAACAAAAGCAAUGGAAUUGUUGAAUUCAGAUGUACAAAAAAGUGCACUAUUAAAUAUAACUGUUAAUAUAGCUAAAGGAAUAGCUUCACAGAAAAUAAACGGUUUAUCAACAUUAUUAAAAGCUUAUGAUAUGGUACAAGCGUUAGAUGAAUUAACAACAUUUCUACCUAAUUUUAUAGAAAAAUUAAAUGAAGUAAUAGAUAAAAUAUAUGAGGAACAAAAGAUUGAUGAACAAAAAUCUAAGAAUGAAAAUAUUCCAGAACAACAACACACAGUGGGCAUUCAAGCGGACAUUUGGCCAAAAAGUCGAAAAUGA